CCAUAACAUACAGCUGAGCUCCGUCUCAUACCACAUCACAACAUCGAGCUUCCCUCAGACUCAAUUGCACCACUACAGUACCUUUUUUAUCACCCCUAAUCUCUUACCAUAUCAACAAUCACAAUGGGUUGGUUCAGCAGUGACGAGAAGAGUGUCCUUCAGACACACCCGGUCAACCCCGACGUCACCACAUCGGCUCGCUCCGGUGCUGAGCAAGACCGCUACGGCGAGCACUUCUCCCAAAUCGGUCACCAGGCUGGAGAGAAGAUCCGCGAGGGCAUCCACGAGAUUAACGCCCACGCCCGGGGUAGCGGCGCCGAACAGGAUCGCUACGCUCAGCACCUGAGCGUUGGCGAGUCAGGGUACAACGCGGUCAAGAAUGAAGCACAGUACGGAUAUAACAAAGCAAAGCAAGAGGCACAGUCGGGUUAUGAUCAGGCAAAAUCAUAUGCCAACAAGGCCCUGCAUGCGUCCGGCAGCGGAGCUGAGCAGGAUCGCUACGGCGCUCACUUUGGCGGGCAGCUUUUCGAUCCCGUUAGGGCAGCUGCUUUGAGCAUCAUUAGCUCAGGAGGCAACACAAGCAAGGCCGACUACCAUUGGUUGGGUCACGACGGUCGUGAGCGGGCCAAGUUCCUGGCUGCGCAGAAGGGCACAACGGGAUCUGAACAGGACAGAUACGGAGCGCACUUCACAGGCUUUGGACAGGCAGCUGCUCAGUCGAUCAAGGAUGCGUGGAACAACGCCAAGAAAUAGUCGACGAAUGAAUGUGGAAGAUAUCACUUGGCCAGAAGAUUGAAACGAUUACGACUAUGUAUACAAUACAAAUAUUUAAUCACAGCACAAUGGAGUGACCUUUGCAUCCAACCCAGCCGGCACCCGAAGUUCAUGACCAAUACUUCCAUGCCAUGAAUGAGAAAGGUCCCCUGUCCCUCUGGGCUGCCGUAGUAACGCUAAAAAGAAUCUUCCAUCGUCUAAGCCUCAACAUCAGAGUUUACCACAGAGCCUUCUGCGGCUGGUGGUACAUAGACUGAAGCAGUGAGAGUCAGCAACUCACUUUUGCCCUCGAUCGUGUUACUGCCUUGCGCUUCCUUCUCGAGAUCAAGGCGCAGAGAAGCAGGCUCUGUUUUGUAGUCGCCAAUGUCGAUCAA
Messenger RNA from Boeremia exigua, 1148 nucleotides. RefSeq lists its product as uncharacterized. Bases 124 to 753 code for a protein of 209 amino acids. The record is from RefSeq and is a predicted model, not a curated record. The transcript has 4 exons. NCBI's taxonomy places the organism in Eukaryota, Fungi, Ascomycota, Dothideomycetes, Pleosporales, Didymellaceae.